AUGAGAAGGAGGAGGAGGAGGAGGUUGAGAACGGGCAGCUUGGCUUCCCCGGUGGGUCAAGGAUCCAUGCUGCUCUUCUUCUUUCCAACCCUGACCCGAUACUCCACCUGCCUCCAGCGUCCAAAAGGCCAGGCUGAAAGCCGACUGAAGGAAAACACCUCCAGGUAUCUGAAGCUGUUGGAGGACAGACUGCACAGCUGUGGCUGUCCCGGUCUGGAGCGGAUCUGGGAGGCCGACCUGGAGGCGUGUCACCUGUUCCUGCGAGGCCUCCAGCUGCGGACCCCGAGCUGCAGCGGGGCGGAGGACCUCGAGGACCUCUCUACAACGGCUCAUCCUCCGACCCAGCCGAGCACCAAAGAAGAAGAAGACUGCGCCAUGCUGACGGCGCUGGGUGGGCGCUGGUGUCCCGAGGCGAACUUACAGAACUCAGAGUUCACCAAGAAACUGGAGGAGUUUUUGUUCUGCAUGGAGGAGAAUCAGCCCGAGGACGUCUGUGCCGACGCCGAGGCUGCAGACCUGACGGAGCGCUGCGAGCUGAUCAGUGACAGACUCGUGACCUUGGAAGAUGAAUUGCAGACGGCCAUACUGAACCAGGAUCAGGCCCUCACCCAGUCUUUAGAGAAGGAGGUCCAGGACGUGAAGGCAGCUCUGCAGACCAUGCUCGCUCAGCUCCGAGAGGAGGAAGAGGAAGAUGACCUCAUGAAGAACGAGACUGAGGAAGAAGAACAGGAAGAGGAUGAAGAGGAGGAGGAGGAGGAGGAGGAGGAGGAGGAUCAGUACUUCAGUGACAGCUGGGGCAUUUGAAACGGACGCUCAAAGGUUCCCUGAGCCUCUCUCUGAGUGUGACCUCGUCUCUGCAGUGCAGCUGACCUCAGAUCCAUUUAGAGGCUGGCUCGCAGAGCUGCAGGACGAGUCUCUGAGGGUCCACUCAAAGCCUCAGAGGACUAGCUUUUACUGCAUCCACAAGAGGAAGAAACUUUAUACAAACUUUAACUUUGAGACACUUUAAUGCAAACUUCAGAGAUCUCACCAGCCCGUGUUUCAGCACACAGAGUGCCUUUAAGAGCGUGAUGCAUCAAACAUGACGUCACACACUGUUGUUAAUGUUUUCAUUGAUUCAACAUGCUCAUAAAUAUCAAAAUACUAUGUUUGAAAAUGUUACUUCAAUCAUGGAAACAUUCGGUAAGUCGAUGAAAAGGACAAAUCAGAAACUUUCUUUUUUUAUUUUAAUCUUUAGUUUUUUUGUUUUUAAGGAUAAAAGUUUAAUAUUUGAAUCCUUCAGUUUGGUUUAAGAUACGGUGGCCAUGAAGGAAAACUAAACUAACAUUUACUGAACCCAAAAACACAGAAACUUUUCACAGACUGUAAAAAUGAGAGAAAUUUAACUUUUCAUUUAAUCCCAAAACAUUUCACAAAAGUAAACCACUUACAGAAUUUAAAAUCUUUGUGUUAAAUACUUUACAUGUCAGGACAUAACUUUGUGCAUGAACAGUUUUUUAUUUUGUGGUUUCGUGAAAUGUAAGUUAAGUUUCUAAUUUAACAAAAAAUGUUUUGUUUUUUUAAGUUAUAUUUUUGUGGGGAAAUUUUGCCUUAAUGGAUAGGACAGCUGAAGAAAGACAGGAAAUGUGGGGAGUAGAGAGAGGGUGAAGACAUGUAGUAAAUGGUUGACCAGCCAGGAGUCAAACUGGUGACCUCUGCGACAAGGACUAUAGCCUCAGUACGUGGGACACUUAGACCGCUAGGCCACCAGCACCCCAAUCCAAAUUUUUCACAGUCAAAUCUGUAAAUUAAUUCAUUUUUCUUUCAAAUCUUAAAAUUCACACAAUUUAAAAUAUUUUUCCUUUAGUGAAAUAAUUGUGUUUUCCAUAAACAGAGAAGGAAGAAUCAUUUAAAAUACUGUAAAAGCUCUUUUAUCUGUUAACCCCGCCCUGCCAGACUUCCAUAAGAGAGUUCAGCUCAGUUUAACGUUCAGAGACUCGUGCCGCUCACACGUCUUAGACUGAGGAGUCUGUUUAACCAAAGCAGCACUUCAUCAGGUUUAUUUACUAAAACUUCACCACAGGCUUCCCUGAACGCAUGACGACCUAACGAGGGAGAGAAGACGUUAAAAAGCGCCGCCAUGUAUCCGGCGUGCUCUGUGCAGGGAAUCAGCCGAUAGCUUGUUCUGGGUAAAAUACCGUAACACGAUAAUAGGGGUGACCCCAAAUAGUCGAAUAUUGGACGAUUGGUUCUAACGAGCCUUAGUCGACUGCCAAUCUCAUAGUUGAAUAUCUGCA
Molecule: messenger RNA, 2276 nt
Organism: Notolabrus celidotus (New Zealand spotty)
Lineage: Eukaryota; Metazoa; Chordata; Actinopteri; Labriformes; Labridae
Product: glutamic acid-rich protein-like
Exons: 7
Coding region: 1-804 (267 amino acids)
Biological process (GO): neuron migration; cilium assembly
Cellular component (GO): mitochondrion; centrosome; microtubule
Source: RefSeq, a predicted model, not a curated record